Molecule: messenger RNA, 1179 nt
Organism: Epithele typhae
Lineage: Eukaryota; Fungi; Basidiomycota; Agaricomycetes; Polyporales; Epitheliaceae
Exons: 2
Coding region: 1-1179 (392 amino acids)
Source: RefSeq, a predicted model, not a curated record
AUGCUACCCAAACCUCCAUCCCCCACCUCCACCUCGGAUCGCCCCGGAUCGCCCUCCCGAACGUCGCAUGACCCUUCCUUCACCCAGAGCGCUCGCCUCCCUAGCCACGGCCUGACUUUCUACAGUCCCUAUGGCCGCGCCUACGAGUCGACACGCCCACCCGGGUACUCGCCGAUAAGCGGCACUCCUCCUGGAGCACUGCCCAGUCUCAUCGAAGGCCAACCGGCUGCAGACCGUCAUUUCGGCGACUGGUCUCUCGGUGGGGACAGCUCCGCGUUCUCGGCCUCUCCCAUGACCCCUCCGUCCUGCCAAUGCGGUCCUCUCUGCACAUGCCCCGGCUGUCUCGAGCACAACGGGUCCAACGCCGACCCCUCCGCCACAUGCACCAAUCCCGCCACCUGCCUCGCAUGCUUCGAAUGUAAUAUCAACUCUCUUGCCUCCCUUGCCACGCACACUGCACGAACUGUCUACGACUCCGCAUCGAUGCUGAACAUCGACGACUGGCUUCGUCAAGUUUCCUCCCUUCCCGACAUCCCGACCGGCGCGCUCCCUCCCCCUUCAUCCAUGCUUCCUUCCCCUACCAACGUCAGCCACCCCGAGUUUCAAUUCGACACGAACAUGAUGGAUGACUUCGGCAUGUGGGGCAACCUGGACAACGUCCCCUCUGUCCCUUCGCAGGCGCCGCGCAGCGACGCGUGCCGCGGCCGUUGCGAUUGCCAGCCUGGCCUUUGCAGCUGCCCCGCUGAGUGCUGCGGCUGCUGCCAGGGAUGCGAAUGUACCAACUGCCUCUACCGUGGUGGCGCCGUCCACUCUUUCCGUUCGCACGGCGGCGGCGACUGCUGCGGUGGGCGCCCUGGCACUGCGCCAUCCCCGUCGGGACCAGUCGCGGUUCCGACUACGGUCGUGCACGCUAUCGGCGAUUCAGGCCGCGCGUCGUCCUCGUCUUCGCGCUCCUCUCACCUGUCGCGCCCACCGUCCGCACUCGACCCCGCCUCGGACGGUGCGGCCGGGGCCACGGGCUCGGCGGGCGUGCAUGCGUGCUGCGUGUCGCUCGGAAACCUCCGCACGGAUGUCGCGCACUCCCGCUCGCACUCGUCGCCGUCGUCGAUGGCGGCUUCUCCCUCACCGAGUUCACUCGGCGCGGACCACAACCAGUUCCGGAAUGGAAGCAGCGGCUAG